Theileria equi strain WA is the source of this 1284-nucleotide messenger RNA. RefSeq lists its product as hypothetical. Bases 1 to 1284 code for a protein of 427 amino acids. The transcript has a single exon. Lineage: Eukaryota; Apicomplexa; Aconoidasida; Piroplasmida; Theileriidae. The record is from RefSeq and is a predicted model, not a curated record.
AUGACUGUCCCCUCAUCCGGUGUUACCAUAGAUAUAAGUCACAAGCCUGAUGGACCAGGACCUGAUACAUAUGGAGGUCCUAACCAAGUUAAGCUGACUAAGGAAGAAAAUCCUCCUAACUCUGGCUUCGUGAAGCUCACACAUGUGGCAUCCUCUGGGGGACUUUUUAAUGUUGAAAAGGUUCAGUAUGGAAAUUAUGGUAGGGACAUUACCGAAAUAAAACCGACAAAUAAUGAACCUAUUAAGAGCUACUCUGUCUGGUAUCAUUCCGGAGACACUGAUCACAAUCAACCUCUUCUCAUAGAGAUUUACAAUAAAGGUGAUACGUAUGAUUAUCGUGAAACUAAGGAUACUGGCUGGACUUCAUUUGGUGGAGACCCUCAAUCUACUCGACGGCUAGAGUAUGAGAAGCUUGAACAGAAACUUGAUGACCUCAAUUGCCAACAUUACAAAUUUGUUACCAUUGAUCUCACAGAGUCUCAUUCUAAGACUCAUGCAUCCAAUGGAGAAGGAUACUGUUGCGGUAAAGAUCAUACUGGUGAUAAAAAGGUAGCUGUUAAGGGAGGGAAGGUUGAUAAAGGUGCUUCUAGUUCAGAAGAUAUUGAAUACUAUAAGCAUGAGGUUACUUAUGGAACGUCAAUUUCUGGUAUCUACUACAAGGAUGAUUCUGGUGAAAGAAAGAGAAUAAAAAUUCCUGGUAUUGACAACUCUGGAAAAGAUUCAUUAAAGCUCUAUACAUUCUACAACGGAGAUAUUCCCAGGCUAAUCUAUGUAGAUUCCACUGGAAAUGAUUUAGUAACCGGAUGGUAUGAGCCAAGUCCUACUGGUGGUGACAAUCAACAAUGGGAAAAACUCCAGAGUAUACCUGAAAUUACGAUGCCAGAUGAUAUCAAAGCUGGUAAGGGCAGCAACUAUAAUCAACACAUAGAGAUACUGAAGUGUAUAAUCUCUGGAACCGGUGGAAAAUGUACUGAUACUCCUCCACCCUCAUCUCAACUAAGUGUCGGUGGUUCUGGUGCUGUUGAUGGUACUUCUGGCUCUAUUGCUGGACCUAUGGGAGCUGCCGGUGAAUUAGGUGCUCAGAAAGAAGCCAAUGAAAAGCAGCAAGAAUCUCUAAAAUCUUCUGAAGAGUCUGAUACUAAUACUGUAUAUACUGUUUCUCCUGGUAAAUCUAGUAAAGGAGCUCCAAAUAAAGACCCAAAAGUUACUAUUGUUGGUCCUACUAAUGCCAUUCCUGUUACUAUCCAUAGCAUACUAUUAAUGGCUGGAAGACCAGUGAGCUAA